This is a messenger RNA of Brassica oleracea var. oleracea, 1107 nucleotides long. RefSeq lists its product as uncharacterized. The transcript has a single exon. Lineage: Eukaryota; Viridiplantae; Streptophyta; Magnoliopsida; Brassicales; Brassicaceae. The record is from RefSeq and is a predicted model, not a curated record. Bases 1 to 1107 code for a protein of 368 amino acids.
AUGUCUCUAAUUCUGAACCGGCUCUCGAAGCUCUGGCUUGGGAAAUCUCGAAGAUCAACUCUUCUACUUCUCUCUAACGGAUUCUCAUCUUGCUCGAGGAAAAAGCAAACCCCUCCCUGUUUCGUCGUCUCAGCUGAACUUUGUGAACCUUAUGAAGCCUGUCUCGGAAAACUCGUCAUUUCAGAGGUUCAUAAUGACAUGAUUAAUCUGGAAAAGAAGGUACAUCUGGAGUUGCUUUAUAAUGAUAUUUUUGAUAAAGUGGUAACGAUCGGCGCAUCUAACGGAUGGGUAGCUACUUUGAGUGGCGACGACGGAAUCCUGCGUCUCCAAGAUGACCUAAACCCGUAUGCAUCGUAUACAGAUCCAAAAAGCAUUCCUCUGCCUCCUCUUGUGACUCUGCCAUGUUGCCAAACCCAAAUCGUCACCAACGUGUCAAUGUCCUCAUCUUCUCCAGAGGAUGAAGACUGUGUUGUGGCUGUCAAGUUUUUGGGACCUCAGCUCAGUUUUUGCAGACCAGCUCAGAGUAAACCCGAAUGGACCAAUAUCAGGAUCGAAAACUCAUGCUUCUUCUCUUCUCGUGUUAUGUUUUCCAAGAAAGAGGGCAUGUUUCGCAUUCUUGGGGCUGGAGGUCACCUCGUGGGAACAUGGGAUCUCCAGAAUCACAAACACAAGAUUCAGAGGCUGCGGUUUAAAAACAUUCCCGAGUUAACUAAGACCACAAACGAGCUUAUGGAUUCGUGCUGCACGUACGAGCACUUGGUGGAGUCAGUAACCACCGGCGAAACUUUCUUGGUUAAGCAGUACAAGAAGACUGUUGAGAUCGAUGAUGGUGUUGCCAAAAUGAGAACAGAAUAUUUAAUGGUGUUCAAACUAGACGGUGAAGGCAACGCGGUUCACACUGAAGACAUAGGAGAUCUUGUCAUUUUCCUCUCAAUGUCUGAACCUUUUUGUCUCCGGGCUAGUUCUUUUCCUGUCCUGUUCCCGAACAGCGUUGAAAGCUUGGAUUACUGGGAAAAUGUAACUGUCGAACUGGCUGACUACUUAGUUAUUAGAGGCUUUCGUCCAUUCUUGGCCCCUUACCUUAUUCCACCACAACAUAUAGAUUAG